This is a messenger RNA of Amphimedon queenslandica, 608 nucleotides long. Its product is annotated as lysophospholipid acyltransferase 1-like. The transcript is spliced from 6 exons. NCBI's taxonomy places the organism in Eukaryota, Metazoa, Porifera, Demospongiae, Haplosclerida, Niphatidae. The record is from RefSeq and is a predicted model, not a curated record. The coding region runs from base 10 to 606 and encodes 198 amino acids. Gene Ontology annotation, molecular function: acyltransferase activity. Gene Ontology annotation, biological process: lipid modification. Gene Ontology annotation, cellular component: membrane.
UUUAGUUUUAUGACAAAGUUGACUGAUUUCAUUAGUACUUUUUAUCAGUUUAUCCUGGGUGUGGUAACUGUGGUUGAAAUUAAAGAUAAUUAUUUUUGCUGCAAGAAGAAAGGAGAGAUGUUUGAUAUUUUCUUUGAAUAUCUUUCUGAUCUAUUCAGUUUUCCUGUGGACAGGGUCCGCUAUGUGACACUGUUCCUUGUAUCUUUUCCAUUGGCUAGUCUCCUCCGUAUUGUUCUUCAUUAUUCAUACACUAGUCCUACCAUCAGACACACUGUAUCUGCUCUACUCGGCCUCCUCUUUGGAUGGAUGUGCUUUCAAUGGCAGGUAUUUUAUCUGAUAGGGUUUGUAUCAGUUGGUUACAUAUUACUAAUCACACUACCACCAACCAUUGUACAAAGAUAUUCAAUGAUAUAUGCCCUCAUUGGUAUUAGUACUGGACACAUUUAUCGUUUAAUAACUGAUUAUGGAGGAUACACUCUUGACUUUACUGGUCCACUGAUGCUGCUGGUUCAAAGGGUCUCCUAUGUUGCUUAUGCUUAUCAUGAUGGAGUAGCAAGGGAUGAAAAGGAUCUCAGUGAUGAUCAAAAGAAACUGAAAAUUAGGUAAAG